CUUCCACGACAACAACAGACUCUGCUGUGAAAGAGAGCAAUGCCACACGGCCAGGAUCCAUCACUACUCCACAGAGCAAUGUCACCAUACGUCCAGUCACCUCUGCCUCUGUUACCAACACAGCAACACUACCAGGCAACUGUCCGACUGGGUCCUGUCCACGUCUCAGUGUGUGUAUAAACACCACCUGCGUAUGCAUAGCUGGAACCAUCCUCUCAAUGGGCAACUGUUUAGAAGCAAAAGUGUUCCCAGGUGUUCUGCGUGUGAACCGUUCGUUUGUGGACCAAAUGAAGAACAGUCAUUCUCAGGAAUUCCACCAGUUUGCUGCUGAAUUGUCUGGACAGCUGUAUCAAGCUUUGCACCCUCUGUCAGACUACAUAGAGCUCAAAACUCUGAAUCUAUCAUCUGGCAGUGUGGUGGCUGUAGUGAACAGCAUUUUUGAGCCGACCUCCAGAGUUUUACGCCAGGCAGUCACCACUGCCAUCAGCGCAGCCAUUAACAGCAGCAGCAGUGGAAACAUUCUGGCCAAUGCCACUUAUUAUGCUACGAGUCUGUGUAAUCAGAUUCCGUUUCCGUGUGACUUCAGCACAACACAAUGUAGCGACAGUGGUAUCGGCCUUACGAAUUGCACCUGCUUGCCUGGAUUUAUAGCAAAUGAAUACUCUCCAAGGAGCUGUAUAGCAUGUCCCCCUGGCUCCAGAUCCAAUAACGACCACACCGACUGCACGCCGUGUCCAUUUGGUUAUUCUGGCUUCAACUGUAAUGACUCGUCUUUGGUGGCACUGGUGGUUGUAGCUUGCGUUUUAGGGGCGCUUCUGCUUAUCCUACUACUUGCCAUCCUUGUCUACGGUAUUAUACGCAGGAGAAACUCUAGGCGCAUGAGCUACGACACCUGUCUUUACCCUCUGGACGAAGGACGCUCCUUGCACUCGCAGAGCUUUACGCCAUUCCCCCGUGCCUCUGCCAUACCCUCACAGCCUAAUGGCGCAGGUGCCAGUGUGGAGCGGCUGGACCCGGGCACCAGGCCUGUAAGUGUCUGGAAACCCCCCAACAACGUACUGAUGAGAGGAAAGACGGGCUCCUAUGAUGUCAUCCCCAUCAACCUGAACACAUUUACGGGUGAAAGCCCUUCACGCUACACAUACUUCCCUGAGGGCCAAGAAAACCCUUCCUUCGUAGAUGUAAAUGAGCAAAGAUCAACAUGAGGGGGUGAGAGAGCAGCGCUGUGCAGUUACAGGAAGAAGGGAGAAAAGAUUCGAGAAAGAAUAACGGCCACAAACUGAUUCAUGAGGACACAGGUCCAACAUGUGUAGCUCGGAGUGAGCAGACUGCUCGUUGUCUACCUGACUGAUCUGUUGUGUCCUAUGUCUCAGGUCAGGUCAUAUUCAGGAAACAUUUAACCAAGCCUUUGCCUGAUUUUUACAGUCUGAAUUUUGAGCAUGUGAAACUCUUAGCACACUAUAGCUAAAUUUGCUGCAUUUGACACCUUGCCCAUAAAUGAUCUGAAAGAUCAUUUUUAGAUCUAGUGCAUGCUUGGUUUUAUUUAUUUGAUGAUUCUUAUAUUUUGUUUUAGAUCAUUCACUUGAAAUGUGUGGGACAUAAGAAAUCUUCCCACAUUGCACCUGGAUACUGUAUUUAUCCCCUGUCCUUAAUCUGUUUUCUUGGGAAUUGGGAAGGGUUUAAAAAAAAAACUUCCAUAGAAAUAUUAAGGAACACUAAAAAAAUGUAGUCAGUGAUACUCAGAUCAAGAUUUUAUUCAGUUCUGUGGAGGAUCAUUGUGCUUUCUGAAUCUAGUGAUCCUUCUACCUCUAGAAGCAACUCUCCAUUACACCACCUUUCAACUUGGGACAGGGUUUAGUCAUUCAUUGAUAUUGUUUUUCUCUUUGCUUUGUGAUACAUUUAUUGAUUUGCCUUCUGCAUGUUUUGCACAGAACUGAGGUAGUUAAAGUGGAGGUUUAAGAAGGGUCAGCCCUGUUUGCUAGGGGAUGUUUUGAUUUCUCUUUUUGUAAGUCCAUAUUCAGAUAUACCAGAAUACUCUCUGGCUCUCAGUGAUCCAUUAUAAUAAAUAGGAUCCUUAUGCAACACAGAGGAAAAUCCUUUUUUACAGUAUGUGCCAAUAUUUAUUCAAUCGAAUAAUACAAUUUGUAUGACGUUGUUUUCAUGUCUGAGUCUGCAACCAUGUGAUUUGCUAAAUGUGCA
This is a messenger RNA of Electrophorus electricus (electric eel), 2199 nucleotides long. Lineage: Eukaryota; Metazoa; Chordata; Actinopteri; Gymnotiformes; Gymnotidae. The record is from RefSeq and is a predicted model, not a curated record.